AUGGGUGAAUUGCCUAAUAUGUUGGAAGAAAUCUACAUGAGUGGCCUUAUGGAUGAUCAUAUCGACGAAGAACCUACUAGUUUGGAGAAUGAGGAUUUGCAGAAGUUCAUUAAGUUAUUUGAAGAUGCUCAACGCAAAAUUUACCCAGCAUGUGAGAAGUUCUCUGUGUUGUCAUUCGUUAUUAAGAUGCUUCAUGUGAAGGUGUACAACAAAUGGAGCAACAAGUCAUUCGAUAUGGUUAUGCAGGUAUUCAAGGACAUUCAACCAGAAUGUGAUCAAACUAUUCCAUGGACACUCUAUCAUGCUAAGAAGUUCUUACGUGACUUGGGUUUGGGAUAUGAAACCAUUCAUGCGUGCAAGAAUGAUUGUGCACUAUUUUCGAAGGAGAAUGCGAAUUUGGAGAAAUGCCCCAUAUGUGACGAGCCUAGAUACAAGUUGAACAAUGAUGGAGGACGAUCGGCGCCUGGAAGAGACAUUGAUGUUUACCUGCAACCAUUAAUAGAAGAAUUGAAAAAUUUGUGGGAGCAUGGUGUGCAAACAUAUGAUGCAUCGAAUGGCCAAAUUUUUAGAAUGCAUGCAGCAGUCAUGUGGACCAUUAAUGACUUCCCUACAUAUGGUAACAUGUCAGGGUGGAGUACAAAGGGUUACUUGGUUUGCCCUAAUUGUAACAUGAAUGCAUCGUCACAGGGUUUGAGAAGUAAGAUAGGGUACAUGGGUGCUCGUCGCUAUUUGCUUGAGAACCACAAUUGGCGAAGGAGUAAGCUCUUCAACGGUCAAAUUAAGGACAGGUCCAAACCUAUGGACUUAUCGGGGGAAGAAAUAUUAGAGCAAAUUGAUUGUGGGACUUACAAGCCGUAUGGAAAGCACCCACACAAUCGAAAACGACAAAGGAAUGAAAAUCCAAAUUUGAAUUGGACAAAGAGAUGCAUUAUAUUUGACUUGCCCUAUUGGAAAAUGUUGAAGCUUCGACACAACCUUGAUGUCAUAUAUUGA
Messenger RNA from Camellia sinensis, 993 nucleotides. The record is from RefSeq and is a predicted model, not a curated record. Lineage: Eukaryota; Viridiplantae; Streptophyta; Magnoliopsida; Ericales; Theaceae.